AUGGAGAAGAAAGAGGGUGAAGCCCCCGUGUUGUGGUUCGAAACCUCCGACUCUGUUUGUCGUCGACACCAGUUUGAACCCGAUGGUCGACUCUCCGUAGUGGUUGUUGACGAUUCCAGGCCCUUCUACCAAAGGAUAGCUGGAUCUUUCAUGAAUAAAUUUUUUCCCUCGGGAUAUCCCUACAGUGUGAAUGAAGGCUAUCUUAGAUACACACAGUUUCGAGCCCUGCAACAUGUUACCAGUGCAACGCUAUCGGUGCUAUCAACUCAGUCCUUACUAUUUGCUGCAGGGUUGCAGCCUACUCCUGCACAAGCGACAGCAGUUAGUUGGAUUUUGAAGGAUGGAAUGCAACAUGUCGGGAAGCUAAUCUGUAGCAAUUGGGGUGCUAGAAUGGAUUCUGAGCCUAAACGUUGGAGACUGCUAGCUGAUGUGCUCUAUGAUAUAGGCAUUGGCUUGGAAGUGCUUUCUCCAUUAUGCCCGCAUCUUUUUCUUGAAAUGGCAGGCUUAGGAAACUUUGCGAAGGGGAUGGCGGUUGUUGCAGCAAGGGCAACAAGAUUGCCUAUAUAUUCUUCAUUUGCUAAAGAAGGAAAUCUCAGCGACCUAUUUGCUAAAGGAGAGGCUUUUUCAACUCUCUUUAAUGUUAUUGGAAUUGGAGUUGGAAUUCAAUUAGCAUCUUCUAUAUGUGCAUCAAUGCAGGGAAAGUUGGUUGCGGUUCCUCUCCUUACAAUUAUACAUAUAUACAGUGUGUCUGAAGAAAUGAGAGCAACUCCUAUCAAUACCUUGAAUCCACGAAGAACUGCAAUGGUUGUGGAUGAUUUUCUCAAGGCAGGAAUUGUUUCAAGCCCUGCUAGUCUAAGAUAUAGGGAAAAUCUGCUCUUUAAUCUGCAACUCAAAGAAGAUACUGGAAAUGUAAGAGUUGGGAAUGCUAUGCACAAGGCCAUUAAGCCUUCAAGGCUUCUUGAAUUAAAACAAGUGUUCUCUGAGGAGAAGUUUCUUUUAAACUUCGGUCAUAAAUGCAUUGACAUGGUAUUGGAGCAAGAUGCUACUGGUGAAGAUGCAUUGAGAGGGUGGCUAGUUGCUGCAUAUGCUGCACAAGUUGAGAGUUCCUCUCUUCAUGAGCUCAGUGCUAGUGUCAUGCAUGAGGCUUAUGAGAAAAUGAAUGCUGUCUUUCCUGUUUUCUUGAAAGAAUUGCAGAACAAAGGGUGGCAUACUGAUCGAUUUUUGGAUGGAACUGGGAGCCGUUUUGCAUUAUAG
Messenger RNA from Sphenostylis stenocarpa, 1254 nucleotides. The record is from the annotation of a GenBank genome assembly. Lineage: Eukaryota; Viridiplantae; Streptophyta; Magnoliopsida; Fabales; Fabaceae.